UAACACUGGCGCGGAAACGAAGUUGCGGAACCACAGUCUCGAACGUCGCACGUUUCACUCGGUCCACAUACGCCGCCGGAACAGCAUGGAGGCACGAUAUCGCUGUAGAAAUGAAUGGGUGCAAAGAGUGUUUGUGUUGACGUUGUUUUAAACGCAGCAUCGUGAUGUUUUAAGUACAUUACCACACGUAAAAGCCCCACGGACUCAGCAAUGGAGUGUGACAUUUUGGACGCGUUGGAGCAGCUGGGCUAUGAUGGCCCUCUGCUGGAGGAGGAGGCGCUGCUCAGGGCUGCAGAGGGAGGCCUGGCUUCGCAGGACUAUGUGGACCUGUGCAGGUGGCUGGUAUCCAGGUUAAAGCCGCUGUGUGACCUGGAGGAGAGCAUUACAUCCAGUCCAGACGACAUGGAUAGCCUCCAAGUUGAGAUGAGUGGGUUGUUGAAGGAGUUGCACUGUCCUUAUGAAGAAGUCAUUUCAGGGAUUCUCAAGGGCGGAGUGCGAAACACAAAAGAUCAUCUCAAGUUUGUCUUGUUUCUCAGCUCUGAGCUUCAGGCAGCUCAGAUUGUGAGGAGUAGACAAAUAUCUGAUAAACGGGAAGACGAGAAUCCGGUGUAUCAGGAGCUUCUAGCAAUCUCUGAAACACUGGAGCUGCCAGAGCCCAAAGGACCAGACGCAGCAGGAAUCUUCUCCCAAAUUCAAAACAAGGUUGAUAAAGCACUCAAAGAUCUCCCCAGUGCCUCCAUUGGAAGCCCGGUGCUGAAGAAUUCUCUCAGCAGUGAACAGUGGGAGAAGCUGCACAGCAUCAACACAGUCCUGUCCUCGGAGUACGAGUGUCGGCGCAGGAUGCUGAUCAAACGGCUGGACGUCACAGUUCAGUCAUUCGGGUGGUCAGACAGAGCCAAGGUAAAGGUGGACAGCAUGGCGAGGGCCUACCAGCCUAAGAGACACUCUCUGAGGCCACAGUCCACAGUGGACAUGGCCAAGCUGCUGGCAGCCAGAGAAGACAUCUGCAAUGUGGUGAAGACCAGCAGCGGCUCCAGCAGAGAGAAAACUGCUUGUGCUGUCAACAAGAUCCGGAUGGGGAGAGUGCCGGACCGAGGAGGACGUCCCUCGGAGAUAGAAGCCCCGCCUCCUGAGAUGCCACCGUGGCAGAAAAGACAGGACGGUGGAGGUGGCGGUGGUUGGGGAGGCCGCGGUGGAAGAGGAGGUGGAGGAAAGGGAGGAGGCUGGGGACACGGAGGGGGAGGGGGUGGUGGAGGUGGUUGGAGAGGAGGCGGAUGGAGCCAAGGAGGACAUGGUGGAUAUGGAGGAUAUGGAGGACACGGGGGGAAGAGAGGACGGUACCAGUAAUAAUUUCUACCGAUUUUGUCUCGUGUUUUAUAAAGUGAUCGAUUCCCAAUGAACUGAAUUCUGUUUUCUGUGUUUUGUAUGGAAAAAGAACUCACUUAAAAAAAAACUGAUGGCAGCUUUCAGUGACAAAUCUUCCUUAUUUGGAUGAUUUUGAAUGCUCCUAUUUUUUACUUUUAAUAGCGUUUCAUUUUGCUUUAAUAUUCCCAUCACUUUUUCUUCUGUGUGAAAAUACCAGCCAUUACAUCAUUACAAGUACUUUUUUGUUUAAUAGGAGACUGAAAGAAACAAAUUAUUUAACAUGUGCAUUGGGCCAUAUACUACAGUUUACAUAAGACUAUUUAUUCCCUUUGUACUGACUUCCAGAAAAACAGGACACUGUAAAGAUUAGUAUAUAAUGUGUACAAUUACUAUGUAAUGUGGAAUUCGGACACAGCGUGCAUUUUCAACCCGCUGCAGGUAUUAUAUGGACAUUACCGAUGUGAUCUGACUCUUGAACACUGAAGAGAGGGACAAAGACCCUACAGACGCUUUCUUAACAUAACAUACGAGUUCUUUACCAUAAACCUUUUGGUUUUCAAACAUUUGUUAGAGGGAAGUAGGGACCAAAUGAAGGAUGUUGAAGGAAUGUCUGCGGAACAUAAAGGCAACUGUAGACUACAGAUCUUUCCCUGGCCAAAAAAAAAAAAAAA
This is a messenger RNA of Xiphias gladius (swordfish), 2036 nucleotides long. RefSeq names its product family with sequence similarity 98 member B (gene tslig3b). Gene Ontology annotation, cellular component: tRNA-splicing ligase complex. The record is from RefSeq and is a predicted model, not a curated record. Bases 211 to 1347 code for a protein of 378 amino acids. NCBI's taxonomy places the organism in Eukaryota, Metazoa, Chordata, Actinopteri, Istiophoriformes, Xiphiidae. The transcript is spliced from 8 exons.